Messenger RNA from Camelina sativa (false flax), 1110 nucleotides. The record is from RefSeq and is a predicted model, not a curated record. Lineage: Eukaryota; Viridiplantae; Streptophyta; Magnoliopsida; Brassicales; Brassicaceae.
GGAAUAAUUAUAUUUAUGAAUUAUAAUAAUCAAGAUACAAUUGUUGGACUACUACGAAGAAUGUUAAAGCGAGUAGUCGUCAGCGGAAGAAAGACAAAGUUACGUCCGAAUGAUCAAGAAAUCUACAUUCCUCUUGAUCUCCAGAUUGAUACACUCUUAAGAUUGCCUGUGAAGUCUUUACUGAGAUUUCGAUGCGUCUCCAAGCUUUGGUCCUCUAUCAUCACCAGCCAAGAUUUCCAAAAACGGUAUUUGAAUAUUGCUUCUUCCUCAUCUCCUCGUCUUCUCAUUGCUUUUGAAGACUUCUACGGAGAAAAACUUAUGUUAGUCUCCUCGCCUAACCCAAACACAUCUUUGUCUUCCUCUUCUUCUUCAUGUUGUGUACCUUACGAAGAUUUGAGCCUACUCAACAUUAAAGGGAAAACGGUGUGCAAUGCGGGUCGGGGUUUGAUUUGCGUUGGAGGUUAUAUAAAUGCUGGGAUUUGUAAUCCCAGCAGGAGACAGCUGCAUACAUUUCCCGACUUCGAAUUCAAAGAGUAUCCACAAGUUUUUCCACACCCCAGAUACAUGUUUGGGUACGAUCCUGUUGGAGAUCAGUAUAAAGUACUUGCCGUUGGAUUGCCUUGGAGAUUGGAGCAUAAGGUUAUUGUGUUGGGAGGAGAAGAAGCUUGGAGAGAGGCUCCUAAUUCUAUAAUUGUGAGUUUUGAUGUUAGGCUUGAAACGUUCAACAUCAUCAAUGUACCAAGCAGACUUAUACCAAUGGGUUAUGAGAAUAUGUGGCUUGCUGAUAAGUGGGCUAUUACAGUUACAGAUAAAACUCUGAUCAACUACAGAGGUAAAAUUGGUGUGGUUGAGAAACCUCGUAAGGGUAGUUUUCGAAUGUGGGUUGUGGAAGAUGCUGAGAAAGAGGAAUGGUCCAUGAACACUUUUCAUUUGCCCCAGUCAGCUGCUGGUGUUGACUUCAACGUCAUGGAUACCUUUUAUAACGGCGAAAUUUGUCUAGUUCGAAAAGAAUUGUCGGAUCCGUUUCGUCUUUUCUUUUACAAUCUGGAUAGGAAAAGCAUGAGAAGUGUCACAAUUGAAGGACUGUUUCCGAUUACUACGAGAGUUUAA